Messenger RNA from Linderina pennispora, 1119 nucleotides. Its product is annotated as WD40 repeat-like protein. Bases 1 to 1119 code for a protein of 372 amino acids. The transcript has 2 exons. Gene Ontology annotation, molecular function: protein binding. The record is from RefSeq and is a predicted model, not a curated record. Lineage: Eukaryota; Fungi; Kickxellomycota; Kickxellomycetes; Kickxellales; Kickxellaceae.
AUGCCAGAGCCAUAUCUUUACCAAUACCAUAUCUCGGAUAAUGCUAUUCAGACGCAGUGCCUGGCCAGCGGCUCGCCCGAGGAAGAUGGCAAUUUUUACAAGUCUGUCAAAUGGUCGCCCGAUGGGACAUCGCUGGCCGCGCAUACCGAGGAUAACGCAUUACACAUAUACAACGUCUGCGAUAUAGUGGAUAGCAUUGCGCAGGGCAGCGUUUCGGCAGAUACAGAGUGCCGACAGAUAUCGCCAGCCGCUGCAAUCCCACAUGCCGAACGCUUCAUUGAUUUCUCGUGGUACCCGUACAUGCACCACGCCACACCGUCUACCUGCUGCCUUGUGGAAUCAACACGCGACCACCCACUGCACUUGCGCGACACCAACUACGGGUCUGUACGCGCACACUACGCGGCCUACGACUCGAAGGAGGUUCUAAUGACCGCCAACUGCACACUAUUCUCGCCUGACGGUAGCCGCAUAUACGCCGGAUAUCAAAGGAGCAUCGGAGUGUUUGAUACUCAACGCGCCGGAUUGCCCAUCUCCCUGGAUAGCACCUCGCCAACACGACGCAGCAAAGACGGGGUGCGCGGGAUAAUCUCCUGCCUUGCCUUUUCGCCGACGUCGCAACUUCUGUAUGGCCUGUGCCAGCUGAAUAUGCCGGCCAGGGUGUUGCCCAUCUGCAGUGGUCGCCUAACGGCAUGCUUUUUGUGGGCAGCGCCGCGGCAGUCACGACAUAUUGUUGCCUGGGACGUGCGGGAUUUGCGUGGGCCCUACGCGGUCGUUGAACGCCCGGCAACGACACAGCAGAGGAUGGCGUUUGACUUUGACACCAUGGGCAGGUUCCUUGUUGCUGGACAGAUGGAUGGCUCGCUGGCAUUCCAUGACAUAUGUGGGCUGGACAGCGCCGAGGACAGGGGCGUGGCAAGGGUUCCGGCCCAUGACGACUUGGUUGCUGGGGUUGCAUGCCAUCCACACUACGCACUGCUGGCGACGGCUGCGGGCCAGCGCAGGUUUUCCGACUAUGGUGACGACGAGGCUGCGGCGGCGGGGCGCAGCGUGUGCUCGCCCAGCCUCAAACUUUGGUCGCUGGGCGCCCAGUAUUUUGAGCGCGAAAUCCAGGCUUAA